UCCACGCUGGCCCGCGCCCUGCGCCGCCGCCUGCCGCAGCGGCCGGGCUGGGCCUGCGCCCUCCUCGACUACGACGAGCUCAUCCCGCCGGAGGCCUUCGGCUCGCCCGAGCCGGGGGCGGGACCGGCGGAGCCGUCCCCAUUGCUGCCCCGCUGGAAGCGGAGCCGGCGGGAGCUGCUGCAGUGCCUGGAGCGGUUCCUGCGGGCGGUGGUGACCGGGGACCCGCUCUCUGCCCCGGCCACCGCCGCCCAGCCGGCCUGGGAGCGCUUCCUGGCCCGCUGCCACGGGCAGGGGCUGCUCUCCUCAGCGGAAAGCGACGCCGGGGCUGGCCGUUCCUGGACACUUGCAGCCACGUCUAGGCCGCUCUACCUGAUCUUGGAUGACAAUUUUUAUUAUCGGAGCAUGAGAUACGAGGUGUACCAGCUGGCUCGCAAAUAUUCCUUGAGCUUCUGCCAGUUAUUUUUAGAGUGUCCACUUGAAUGCUGCUUGCAGAGGAAUCGUCUAAGAAGUCAUCCAUUACCUGACCAGACAAUAUGUUUAAUGGCGAGAAGAAUAGAAAUGCCAGAUCUCAAGAAAAAUGCUUGGGAACAGAACAGCCUCAUUCUGAAAAGUUUUGAUUGCACUUCAGAGGAUAAGUAUGCUACUGGAUUGAUGCUAGGGUUUUCACUAAGUACUCAGAUAAUUAGUUUGCUGGCUGCUGCUUUGGAAAAUCCAGUGAAGCAAAAUGAGGAAAACACUGAACAAAAGGAAGCCGAUCGAGCAAUCUGUGCAGCUAGUACUGUCCAUCAGGCUGAUCAGACAUGCAGACGCAUCAUCUCUCAGACAAUGAAGGACGCAAAAGAUAAAAACAUACCCUCAAGUGAGAUGAAGAGCCUGGCCGAAGAACUCAACAAACUCAAAGCAGAAUUUUUGGAAGACUUGCGGCAAGGAAAUGAGUUGAAAAACCAAAGUUGCAUACAAAAUCAACAUUCUGACCCUGCUACAAGUGUAAUUUCUUCAUUCCAACAUGAGGCAACCAAUGUAGUUAAUAAAUAUAUUUUAAAAUAG
Haliaeetus leucocephalus (bald eagle) is the source of this 1047-nucleotide messenger RNA. RefSeq names its product phosphoseryl-tRNA kinase (gene PSTK). The annotation marks the transcript as partial. Gene Ontology annotation, molecular function: kinase activity; tRNA binding. The record is from RefSeq and is a predicted model, not a curated record. The transcript has 6 exons. Lineage: Eukaryota; Metazoa; Chordata; Aves; Accipitriformes; Accipitridae.